Messenger RNA from Trematosphaeria pertusa, 1018 nucleotides. RefSeq lists its product as uncharacterized. The transcript is spliced from 2 exons. Gene Ontology annotation, molecular function: protein binding. Bases 143 to 787 code for a protein of 214 amino acids. Lineage: Eukaryota; Fungi; Ascomycota; Dothideomycetes; Pleosporales; Trematosphaeriaceae. The record is from RefSeq and is a predicted model, not a curated record.
CUUUAUCUCACGAAUGAAUCAAACGAUACCAUCGCUCUUGCACCGCGGCCGUUCUCAUCUCUCAGAGAACCACAGGUCUUAGAAUCGCCCACUAACCCUGCGAUUCUAUCCCCGUGGUUGGUGGAUCGACACAACACACGUCAUGGCAGGGUUACCGCUCGACAACAGUCCGUCGGAAGAGUCUAAAAAGUCCAAGUUCUCGCAGUUUCUUACCUCCUCCGUUAUAGCAGUCACUGUGGCCAAGUCGAAAACAUUCUACCUGCAUUCGGACCUUCUAACCGCAGAAUCACAAAGAUUCUCCAAUAGCCUGACGGGAAAGUUCAUGGAAGCGGAGGCGAGCGCUAUUGAGAUAGAGGAUGAGGAUCCCGACCUCUUCGGAUUCUUCGUCGAAUACCUGUACCGCGACCGCUCCGUCCUGUCCCGCGAGGUCCAGCACUACUCCGAAUACGUGACCCUAGCGCGCUUGUAUGCCAUGGGAGAACGCCUCAUGGCACCGAAACUCCAAACCUAUUCUCUUUGGAGAUUCGCGCAAUCGUUAGCGAGCAACACGUUCAUUUCAGAAGAGAGCAUCUGUGAGCUGCUUCGGAUUGCGUGCACAGAAAUCACUGAGCGAGCGAGCGAGGACCCAAUGAGGGCGCAGAUAUUCUGGUACCGGGGGGAUAAAAAUCACCAGCCUCCAGAAACUCCACAUGUUCCGUCAAUUGCUGUGCGACAUUCCCGACUUGGGGAAGCAACUGUGCCUGUGCGUGCAACAAAGCCAACCGAAAAAACCGGCCAUGCCGAAUGAAGUUCAAUAUCAGAGAUUUGCGCCGGAAAGCGAGUACGGCCUGCAACACGCCCCAGAGACUACUCCAAAAAGUUAGAUAGUCGAUGGCUACUGUGGGAUGCAAGCUUGCAGCGGCAUGCAGGGAGAGGAGAGGAAGACAGGAUGGCUACGUGCAAGCUCGCCACUGCGGCAGAUAUUCCUGAGGAUGUGUAGUCGGCUAUUAUGGAGCGUAGAAAUGGGAAAGUCUUAGGA